Messenger RNA from Caenorhabditis briggsae, 1371 nucleotides. The coding region runs from base 1 to 1371 and encodes 456 amino acids. Lineage: Eukaryota; Metazoa; Nematoda; Chromadorea; Rhabditida; Rhabditidae. The record is from RefSeq and is a predicted model, not a curated record. The transcript is spliced from 9 exons.
AUGGCUUCUUUCGAAAAACAAAUUCUGAAAAACAAGGACAAUCUUCUGACUUUUGAGGCAACCGUUGCAGAGAUUCAAGUGAAACUACCACAGAGACAAAAAAAUAUUGAUGAAAUUCUGAAAUCUCUAAACGAAAAACGGCAAGAAGUUCUACAAAUACAACAUGAAAUGGCAGGUUUUCGACUGAAACGAACUGAAAACUCAAUAAAAACAAAGUUGGAGAAAACCAAGAAAAAAUUAGACGACAUGAAAAAGAAGAAGAUUGUUCAGGAUAAAAAAAUCGCCCGUCUUCGAGCAGAUAUUUCGAAAAGCGAGAAAAGUUUUGACAAAGUAGAGGAAGAGAUUCAUAAAGAGAUUCAACGGCAAAUGGAAAAUGAAUCGAAGAAAGAAGAAAUUGAGAGAAGAAUCAAGAUAUUUGAAGUCGAAGAAUCUGGAAUAACAGAUGAAUUCCAGAAGCUUUUGAUCAGUUUAAGAAGUGAAGGAAGAGGAAAAACAAGUGAAAAAAGAAUUGGCGAAUUGGAAGUUCUGAUGUCGAAAGGAAGCAAAUAUUUGGAAGUUUUGGAUCAGAAAAUUCAAAAUUUGAAGAGCAUGAAUCUGGGAAAGUUAGGAAACUCUGAAAUAAACUUACAAGUUCCCUCUGCAAAAAGAUCUACAAAGGGAUCAACAGCACCAUCUAGAAGACGCUCGAAAUCUCAAGAUCCAGAAAAAUACAAUGAAAAAAGCAGAAGAUUAGAGGAUCUCAAGAGGCAAAUAAUACAGCUGAGAAGAGAAUCAGAGGCACUUCACAUGAGCAAAUUUAGAUUAAUUGAAGAGAAAGAAAGUCUUCAAAAAACAGCGGAUGAGUGUCAACGAGACGCUGAUCGAGCUGCACAAAAUCUGCGGAACGCUGAAAAUUUACGAAUCUCAGAACUGAAUAGACAAGAAAAAAAGCUUCAACCCUCAAUAAUAAUAGAGUCAAAAGAUGAAAAACGGGAAAAGGAAUAUUUGGAGAAAAAAGAGAAAUUGUACGAAAAAAUCAAGCAACUUGAGAGAUCAACAGAUGAACAAAAAGAGGAGUUGCAACGGAUACAAAGGCGUUCAGAUUUUCUGAAAAGACAAUUAAAAUCCUACAACGAGAAGGAUUUAGUUCGAUUUGAAAACGAAAAAACUGAAAAAGGCGCAGAAAUUCGGAAUAUGAAACGAAAAUGGCACGAUCAAAUUAUGACAUUGAAUGCGUUGAAUAAGAAACUUCAACAAAGAGUUCUGCAGAGAGAAGCGGCAAUGACCAAGGCGAAUAGUGUCGUUCCCUUGACAACCAAUAUUAGAGAUGAGAGAAAUAGAGAGAUAGAAGAGUUGCAAAAGGAAAUUCAAAAAACGAAAUUGAAUAUUUGA